Messenger RNA from Gigantopelta aegis, 621 nucleotides. RefSeq names its product WD repeat-containing protein 46-like. NCBI's taxonomy places the organism in Eukaryota, Metazoa, Mollusca, Gastropoda, Neomphalida, Peltospiridae. Gene Ontology annotation, biological process: maturation of SSU-rRNA from tricistronic rRNA transcript (SSU-rRNA, 5.8S rRNA, LSU-rRNA). The annotation marks the transcript as partial. Gene Ontology annotation, molecular function: protein binding. The record is from RefSeq and is a predicted model, not a curated record. Gene Ontology annotation, cellular component: nucleolus; small-subunit processome; 90S preribosome. The transcript is spliced from 6 exons.
CUAACGUGUUUGGAACAAACUCCAGAUCGAAGGAGAGGAGUGGAGUGUCGAGGAGGUGUGGUCAAGAAAAAGAAGAAUCUCCUGAACCCUGUGUGGAGAACUCCAUACUCUGUCUCUAAACUCUAUAACACCGAAACUAUCAUUUAUUUUAAUCUCUCACUAAAUGAACUGGGUCCUUAUGCAAUCAACUAUUCCCGAAGUGGGAGGUACCUUCUUCUCGGAGGUCAAAAAGGUCACCUUGCUUCUUUUGAUUGGCGCUAUACGAAGUUAGACUGUGAAGUGCAAGUUCGACAAACUACACUACAUUUGGGACAUCACAAUGGAACUGUUACACUAUGGACACCUAACAUGAAGAAACAGCUAUUUGGCAAGAUGUUUUCACUAAUCCUGAUCGACGUCCUCCUUAUCUCAAAUUAUCAUCUAUCAGGACAGCUGCAUCAAUUGCAGUUCUGUCCUUAUGAAGAUUGUCUAGGAAUAGGACAUAGCAAAGGUUUUACAAGUAUUAUCACACCAGGUGCUGGGGAGCCCAACAUUGAUGCACUAGAAGUUAACCCUUAUCAAACUAAAAGGCAGAGACAAGAGUGGGAAGUCAAAAGUCUUUUGGAAAACGAUACCAGCUGA